Filobasidium floriforme is the source of this 2136-nucleotide messenger RNA. RefSeq lists its product as uncharacterized. The record is from RefSeq and is a predicted model, not a curated record. The transcript is spliced from 7 exons. Lineage: Eukaryota; Fungi; Basidiomycota; Tremellomycetes; Filobasidiales; Filobasidiaceae. The coding region runs from base 116 to 1909 and encodes 597 amino acids. Gene Ontology annotation, cellular component: nucleus; Holliday junction resolvase complex. Gene Ontology annotation, biological process: mitotic intra-S DNA damage checkpoint signaling; replication fork processing; double-strand break repair.
ACGAUACCGUCCUUUCGUCCUGGUUGGUAUCGAUCGAAACCACUUGCUCUAGAUCAACCAGCUAGUCACUUCUACCUUCGAGUCGCACCAGAUCAGCUCGAAGCGCGAAGCAAAGAUGGACUCGAUCAUCGAGAUAUCCGACGGAGAGGAUUCACCGUUCGCAGGACCGAGCCGUCUAGGGUAUCAGACCUUUCUUGAUGAUGACGAAGUCGUAGUCUUGCCCUCUUCAGAUGGUCUCGAUGACCUACCCGAUCUCCGUACCCUCACUGCCAACCGGUCCAUCUUGCCAAAGACGUACCAACCCGUCUUGUCCGGAGGUCCGAUCGCGACGCAAUCGAGUGAUAUCGAUCAGUUCACUUCACCUAUCCAGCCGCCAAUCAAAGCCAAGCGUAAAGCUGCGGAUGUAGCUAUGCCCGCUCGGAAUCGACAACGUUCGACCGUGACUACCAACAGAUCUUCCAGCUCGUUAUCCCCCGUCCCGGAACCUGAAAUCGAACCUGAGCGGGCUUACAACCCUCCAUCGAGCCCCAUUCCUUUGCGGAAGAACCUUGUCAAGAAACGUACUAGGCCGGUAGAAAAGGAUCUAGGCCUCGAGACGGACGACCCGGUUGUCAAGAAGAGCCGGACGAAGGACAAGGAACAGGAAAAGGUCGACAAGGCUGCGGCGAAAGCGAGGCUGCAAGCGGAGAAGCAGGCGGAAAAGGUCAACAAGAAGCGGUCGACGGAGGUCAACAAGCUGCGAACAUCCAAAUCCGAGACUCUCCGCGAGAUCAAGAUGUACCUGUCGCACGAUCUUACCAUCGCUCCUUCUCCCGUAGCGGUGGUCCUGCCCGCGCUGCGGGACAAGUUCCGGGAGUACUUUUCCGAGAUCGAGCCGUUGGAGGAAGGAGGGUUUCCAGGGCUGAUCAAGUUUAAACGGAUCGUACGAGCCAAUUGGGACGAGGGACGAGGGAUCUGGAUACCCGUCGAUCAGGAAAAGGAAGGGUGGGUCGAGGAGGGGUUGGUCAUUGUGUUUAUUAAAGCGGACGAGCUGGUCGAGAAGAUACGGUUGCACCUGGAUAUCAAGGCAGGCAAGAGUCAACCGGGCGAUGUACCGCACGAGACGACCCUCGAAGGCUGGAUCGAGCAAUUGAAAGACGAUCUGAAAGUCACCUGUAAACCGUCUAGGUUGACGACCGAAGUGCCACCGGGCCAGAAACCGCCAACGUAUCCUAGGGACAGGGAAGGACUUCCCGGCAUCAUGCUCGUCAUUCACGGGAUGAAGGCUUAUCACUCCAAGACGAGAUCCGCCGCUCAGAGAGAGUUUGCGGCGAGGACCAAGGCGGCUCUGGCGGAGAUUGAAGGGAAUGGAAACGCUCCGGCAGCGGACACGGGGGAUAAGGGCAAGAAAAAGGCGACGUCGGGCAAGGGGAAGAAUCAGGUGCCUAGGCUGGAAAAGGAGGAUAUCGAGAGAGAAUUGGUGGCCAUCCACCUGAGACACGGCUGGUUACAGGUGCAAGUCGACACGCCUGCAGAGAUCUCGGAGUGGUUGUACAACAUGUCGGCUGAUCUUGCUAUUCGACCGUACAAACUCAUCUCGAAAUCCCACACCCUCCCGCUCGGCCGGGAAAAUAACCUCAAGGCGAGCUCGAAACAACACGCUCUCGAACUCAUGCUUCAAGAGAUACCCGGGGUAACGCCUAGCGGGUCUGUGGGGAUCGCUGAAGAAUGGAAGUCUUUCCGCAGGUUGAUGGAGGGGUUCGAGAAAAAGGCGAGGGAGGAAGGGGUUGGGAGUGCGAGGAUCUUGUUGGAGGGGUGCAAGGUCCGACACUUGAAGACGGGCGUGCAGAACGAGAGAAACGUCGGGCGGGCCGUCUCGACGCAUAUCCACAACGCGUUGCGGGAGAGCGACCCGACGUUUCCCGUCUGACACCAGCGGAGCAGCGAGGACGUCCCGUUGUCGUCUCUGCUACAUGAGCGGACAUCUUGUUCCCGUGUACUUCUUGAUGUCUACUGGACAUGGACAUGGCGUCUCAUCCCCCAUGUCCGACUCGACAGCGGCUGCCAAGCUUGAAACAUGCCCCGUCUGCUUCCGGCUAUUUUGUGUUUUCGUCCGAAGCGUCCGAUGAUUAAUUACCCCGCAGCCCCCUGGACGGU